GAGAUUCUUUGGCAGUUUUUGGUUUUAACUGACUGUGUGUGUGUGACUAAAAGGCUGAAUUUUGUUUGCAAUUUAGCUGCUGAGAAUAUGGCCCAAUUCUUUCAUAGAAGAAUAGUGGUCUUAAGGAAAUAAUACUUUUUAAAUGUUCAUUUAUGUGCCCAAGAAAGGAUGUUAGCGAACUCUACAAUCAAUAACAGAUGAUUGAUGGCAUCUCUAGUUUCUGUGUCAUCCUAUGCUGUUCCUGUGGGAACUCUUCUGUGUUUGGAAACAAUCAAAUAAACCUUUGAGUACACUUGUGUCAUGCUGAAAACAACAAUCCAUGUGUAGCCAGUGGGUGGCGCAGCUUGGUGAACUGGUGCUCUUGGUUCUGGUGACUCAAGCCGCUCUCAAACCAGCAAUGCCUCCCGUGAUCAAGAACCAACCUUUCAACAUUUUCUGGGCUGCCCCUACUUUGUUUUGUAAAGAUAACUUCGAUGUAAAUAUGAAUCUUCAAGCGUUCAACAUCAUUCCCAAUCCCUUUGAAACCCAGAGUGGAUCCACUAUUGCUGUAUUUUAUCCAAAGGAACUGGGAUAUUAUCCUUAUUUCUCUGAAGAUGGAACAUCCUUCUACGGUGGAAUACCUCAGAAUGUGAACCUCUCUGAGCACCUCAGGAAAAGUGCCAAUGACAUUGCGGAUGCUGUCUCUUUGUGGCGAUCAGAAGGACUUGCUGUUAUUGACUGGGAAGGCUGGAGACCCCAGUGGGAUAGGAAUUGGGGCGGCAGAAUAAUAUAUAAAAACCACUCGCUAGCCUUCACUCGCCACCAUCAUCCUGACUGGGCCGAAACGAAAGUGAGAACAGUUGCCCAGCAAGAAUUUGAAAAUGCUGGAAAAAGUUUAAUGAACGUCACUCUCACGUUGGCGUUAGAAAUGAGACCAAAGCGUUUAUGGGGCUUCUAUCUCUAUCCAGAUUGCUACAAUUAUGAUUACCGGAUAAAUCCAGAGUUCUACACAGGUAGCUGCCCAGACGAUGAAAUUUUCCGCAAUGACCAGCUCAUGUGGUUGUGGGAAAAGAGUGCAGCACUUUAUCCUUCCAUAUAUUUGAGUAAAAUAUUAAAAUCAGACUUAAAUGCACUGAAAUUUGUUCAUUUUCGAGUGAGAGAAGCCCUGAGAAUUGCCGAAAAGGCUAGGAAGGACUAUGCUUUGCCAGUUUUUAUUUUUUCCAGACCAUUUUAUUUGCAAAGUAUUGAAGCUCUGUCAGAGGAGGACUUAGUGCACACAAUUGGUGAAAGUGCUGCAUUGGGAGCAGCAGGAAUAAUAUUGUGGGGAGGAUAUGAAUAUUCUGAUACAAAGGAGACUUGCUUAUCUUUGCAACAAACUGUUCAUGGGCUAUUGGGCCCCUAUGCUCUCAAUGUAACAUCAGCAGCAAAGCUCUGCAGUCAAAGUCUAUGUAACAGCCAUGGAAGAUGUAUUCGGAAGACACCCGACUCCUCCUUUUAUCUGCAUAUGCCUGAAGAUAACCAAACGAAUUCUGUCACGAGCAAAGGUGUCAAUUUUGUCAUUUCUCCAAAAAGUAAACUGAAGGCAAUAGUGAAUAUGAAGAAUGGAUUUGUGUGUCACUGUUACUAUGGCUGGCACGGAGAGUCCUGCAGAUCUCACUCUCCAAAUCUCCAAAAGAACAAGGCUCCUGCAACUGGAUUUAAUUUAGCAGUUUCUGUUGGCAUGACCUUAUUUGUGAUUCUGAUGAAUUUUUUCCUAGUCCCUACUACAAUGGUAAUUUUUCUGUAAAACACCGAAGAGAAGAAAACAUUAUCUUUCUCUGAUUGCAAGCCUUUUCUUAAGAACUUUUAGUUUUAAGUUUCAUACACAUUGUUGGUUGCUCAGUUCAUGGUGGGUAAUUGGAAUUCUAAUCUCAUGAAGAUUAGAAGUUAAGGAUAAACAGACAUGUAUGAUGGUGAUAGUAGUCUAUAGAAUUAAGAGAAAACAGGUUUAAGGCAUUAGGAGGUAUUAGAAAGCACUGGAAAUUUUAUAAAAGAUUGUCACAUAAGGCCUUUAUAGUGAGAAAUCAGAGAGUAGAUGAAUUAAGUCAACACUAUCAGGGAGACAGAUAUUAGAGUUUUCUCCUAUAAUCUGAGCACCUGGAAGGCAGAGAUAGAUGACAAGUUCAAGGCCAGCUUAGCUGACAAAGUGAGCUCAAGUCAGUCAAGACAACAUAGUGAGAAUUUGUCUGGGGGGGGGGAUGGUGGGGGGGAGGGAACUAGAAACAAAAUAGGAAAGAUCCAAAAGAAUGUAUCUGGGAAAUAAAAAAAGAGCAAAUCCAGAGGAUUAAUUCCAGGGAUUGUGAACUUUUAAAUCACAACAAUAAUAAAAAACAACAGCACCAACAAGAAGGACACCAAUAGGAUCGUCACCUAUGGAGAUGAAAAUGACUCUUUAAAUGAUCUCAUCAAGGAUUAACUUUAUCCAGAGUACGUUUGUCUCAUCAAUACCAAAAGAUAAACUUUACUAGCUUUCUACACAAUUGAAUUUAAGUCAGAAAUUCUUUUGUUCAAUACUUUUUGGUUUAUUGAAAUAUACUCUAUCCAAACAG
Messenger RNA from Rattus rattus (black rat), 2567 nucleotides. RefSeq names its product hyaluronidase-like. Gene Ontology annotation, molecular function: hyalurononglucosaminidase activity. NCBI's taxonomy places the organism in Eukaryota, Metazoa, Chordata, Mammalia, Rodentia, Muridae. The record is from RefSeq and is a predicted model, not a curated record. The transcript is spliced from 4 exons. Bases 320 to 1765 code for a protein of 481 amino acids. Gene Ontology annotation, biological process: hyaluronan catabolic process; carbohydrate metabolic process.